Molecule: messenger RNA, 2762 nt
Organism: Urocitellus parryii (Arctic ground squirrel)
Lineage: Eukaryota; Metazoa; Chordata; Mammalia; Rodentia; Sciuridae
Source: RefSeq, a predicted model, not a curated record
AUGGAACCCCCCUCCAGCUCUGGCUUCUAUGUGAGCCGUGCGGUGGCCUUGCUGCUGGCUGGGCUGGCUGCCGCACUCCUGAUGGCGCUGGCAGUGUUAGCUUCUCUGUAUGCCCACUGCGCGCGUGUCCCGCCGUCGGAUCAGCGUAGCCUAGAGGUCCCAAACGCCGCGUCCUUCUCUCCCCUCGGGCAGGAGGGGCCAUCGUCAACGCAGGAACCCCGCACUACUAGUGAGCCGCAGGUGACAGCCACCUCGCAAGACUGGCGACCUCCGGGCCCCUGGGACCAGCUGCGCCUGCCACCCUGGCUGGUGCCGCUUCACUAUGAUCUGGAACUGUGGCCCCGGCUGCAGCCCGAUAAGCUCUCCGUGCCGUUGUUGCGAUUCAGUGGUCGAGUGAACAUCACGGUGCGCUGCGCGGUGUCCACUAAGAGACUGCUGCUACACAGCCUCUUCUUGGACUACGACCGCGCUGAAGUGAGGGGUCCCCUGUCCCCAGGCACUAGGAACGACACCGUGGGCGGCGUGCCGGUGCAUGAUGUGUGGUUUGCUAUGGACACUCAAUAUGUUGUGCUGGAACUCGGUGAAGCUCUACAGCCUGGUAGCCGCUAUGAACUGCACCUCAGCUUCUCUGGCCCAAUAUUCCAGGAAGUCAGGGAGGGGCUCUUCCUCAACACGUACACCGACCAGGGCGAGCGCAGGGCCCUCUUAGCAUCUCAGAUGGAACCAACAUUUGCCAGGAGUGUUUUUCCUUGUUUUGAUGAGCCAGCUUUGAAGGCAACUUUUAAUAUUACAAUUAUUCAUCAUCCAAGCUAUGUGGCCCUUUCCAACAUGCCACAGCGAGGUCAGUCUGAAAAAGAAGAUGUGAAUGGAAGCAAAUGGACUGUUACCACUUUUUACACCACACCCCACAUGCCAACCUACUUGGUCGCACUUGCCAUAUGUGAUUAUGACCAUGUCAGCAGAACAGAAAGGGGCAAAGAGAUACACAUCUGGGCCCGGAAAGAUGCCAUUGCAAAUGGAAACGCAGACUUUGCUUUGAACAUUACAGGUCCCAUCUUCUCAUUUCUGGAGGAUUUAUUUAAUAUCAGUUAUCCUCUUCCCAAAACAGAUUUAAUUGCCUUGCCUGUUUUUGACAACCGUGCAAUGGAAAAUUGGGGACUACUGAUGUUUGAUGAAUCAUUAUUGUUGCUGCUACCAAGUGAUCAACUGACCGAGAAAAAGACUCUGAUCUCCUACAUUCUCUCCCAUGAGAUUGGACACCAGUGGUUUGGAAACUUGGUUACCAUGAAUUGGUGGAACAAUAUCUGGCUCAAUGAGGGUUUUGCAUCUUAUUUUGAGUUUGGAAUAAUUAACUACUUCAAUCCUAAACUUCCAAGAAAUGAGGUCUUUUUUUCUAACUUUUUACAUGGUGUCCUCAAAGAAGAUCAUGCCCUGGUGUCUAGAGCUGUAUCCAUGAAGGUGGAAAAUUUCACAGAAACAAGUGACAUAAAUGAGCUCUUUGACUUAUUUACGUACAACAAGGGAGCAUCUAUGGCCCGGAUGCUUUCCAGUUUCCUGAAUGAGCAUUUAUUUAUCAGUGCACUUAAGUCAUAUUUGAAGAUGUUUUCUUACUCAAAUGCUGAGCAAGAUGAUCUAUGGAGGCAUUUUCAAAUGGCCAUAGAUAACCAGAGUGAGAUCCUUUUGCCAGCAACAGUAAAAACUAUAAUGGACAGUUGGACACACCAGGGUGGUUUUCCAGUCAUCACUUUGAAUGUGUCUACUGGUUUCAUGAAACAGGAACCAUUUUAUCUUGGAAAGGCUGAAAAUCAGACUCUUCAAGCCCACAAUGACACAUGGAUUGUCCCUAUUCUUUGGAUAAAAAAUGGAGCUCCACAAUCUUUAGUCUGGCUAGACAAAAGCAGCAAAGUAUUCCCUGAAAUGCAAGUUUCAGAUUCUGACCAAGACUGGGUGAUUUUAAAUUUGAAUAUGACUGGCUAUUAUAGAGUUAAUUAUGAUAAAUUAGGUUGGAAAAAAUUAAGCCAACAGCUUAUGAAGGACCCUAAGGCCAUUCCUGUUAUUCACAGACUGCAGUUGAUUGAUGAUGCUUUUUCCUUGUCUAAAAGCAAUUAUAUUGAGAUUGAAACAGCACUUGAUUUAACCAAGUACCUUGCUGAAGAAGAUGAAAUCAUAGUAUGGUAUGAAGUCUUGGUAAACUUGAUAACCAGGGAUCUUGUUUCUGAUGUGAACGACUAUGAUACAUACCCAUUAUUAAAGAAGUAUUUAUUAAAAAGGCUUAACUCAAUAUGGAAUAUUUAUUCAACAAUAAUUCUUGAAAAUGUAGCAGCUUUGCAAGAUGACUAUUUGGCUCUAAUAUCACUGGAAAAAGUUUUUGGAGCUGCAUGUUGGUUGGGUCUUGAAGACUGUCUCCAGCUGUCAAGAGAACUCUUCAGAAAAUGGAUGAACCAUCCAGAGAACGAAAUACCUUAUCCAAUUAAAAAUGUGAUUUUAUGUUAUGGCGUUGCCUUGGGAAGUGAUAAAGAAUGGGACUUUUUGUUAAAUGUCUACAUUAAUACAACAAAGGAGGAGGAAAGGAUCCAACUUGCUUAUGCAAUGAGCUGCAGUAAAGACCCAUGGAUACUUAACAGAUAUAUGGAGUAUGCCAUCACUACAUUUCCAUUCACUUUUAAUGAAACAAAUGUAAUGGAAGCUGUGGCAGCAUCUGAAAUUGGCCGGUACAUAGCAAAGGAUUUCUUAAUCAACAAUUGGCAAGCUGUGAUUGAAAG